GAUAAGCUCUUUGCUACUUAUUCGGUGUUAGUAAACACUGUGCAUCGUGUGCUGUAUAGUAGUGUUGUCAUCCGGUAUUGAGGAGUCGGAGAGAUGGCAGACAUAGAUGAUAACAUGACAGUAACAGUUGAAGAAGAAGAACACCGUCGGAAGCCUGAAGAUGAAGUUCGACGCAGAAAGAAGCGUACAUACAAAGCACUGAAAAACCAAAUGGAAUUUUAUUUUGGUGAUGCUAAUCUAACAAAAGAUAAAUUUCUCAUUGAUUUAAUAGAAAAAGAUAAAUAUGUCGAUCUUGCAAUUUUUUUGCGCUUCAACAAGAUACGAGCAUUAACUUCAAAUAUAGAAGAUAUUGCAAAAGCAUUAAGAGACUCUGAGAUUCUGUCCGUCACCGAGGAUGGGACAAAAGUGUACCGUACAACACCAAUACACAUCAAGGAAAAUGAGGAAGAUUGUACCAUAUAUGUGGAGCAGCUCCCACCUGAUGCUGAUCAUGAGUGGCUCAGGAGAGUAUUUUCAUCUUAUGGUGAAGUAGUAUAUGUUUCAAUACCGAAGUAUAAACCAAGUAACAAAAUAAAAGGUUUUGCAUUCGUGGAAUUUGACACCCCAGAGGCAGCCAACAAAACACUGGAGGCUUUUGGUGCCAUGGGUUGUCGGUUACCAGCUCAGAUGCCACCAGAUAACCUUUGCAGCAUAGCAACAUUUGAGCAAACAUCUGAGGAAGAUAAAAAUGGAGAGGAAACCACAAUGACUACAGAAACCAUAGAGAAAUCUGAUUCUGAGCAACCAACCAACCAGAAGAAAAGAAAACUGGAAAAUCCAGAUUCUAGCAUCGAUAGUGAAACCGGUGCGGAUACUGGUCCGAGCAGAAAGAAGAAGAAGAAAAAGCAGAAGAGCAAUGAAGGUGAGAUGACUUCUCAAGAAGCUGAAAAAGACGAGGUUCCUCCAUCAAAAUCUACAGUGGAGAAUGCUGGAAGUGGCAAGACUGUGAGGAAAAGGAAAUCCAGAGACUCAAAUCCACAAAUGCAGGAUGCUGAUACAGAAAAUGAAACUAGCUAUGCCGAAGUUGAUAAUGAGUCUGAAAGUGUGGCAACAGAAGAAGCAAAGUCAAAGAAACAAAGGCAGGAACAAGAAACGGAAGCUGACAGUGGUGAUGAAUGUGAAAUGAAGUCAGAUGAUGCUGCUGAAGAGAGCAAAGAUGAUAAUACAGGUGAAGAAAGGAGAAAAAAGAAGAAGAACAGGAACAGAAAGCGAAAGAAGAAAGUGAAACAAGAAAAUGAUCCGAGCAAACUUGGAUUAAAGAUUUUGUCCAAGCGCGAAUGGAAACGCCUCCGAAAUAAAUACCUUGACUUGCAGCGUAGCAAAAUGAAGGCAGUGAAGCAGCAUCUGGCGAGAGCGAGGUGGGCAUCUCAGACUCCCCGUGCAUACAGCGAGGAUGGUGAAAAUCACCAUGAAGUGGCACAGCAGCAAGCAGUUGUGUCUUCAGACCCUCCUCGAACUGUGUUUACUCCGGGCGUCAUAGCACAUGUUACACUUGACGAGCCUCUCACAGAUGUAGCGAAGUUCAAGAGUGAUGUAAGAGGAUAUUCUGAUGUGCAGUACGUUGACAUCUUAGAAGGGACGAAUGAAGCAUAUGUGAGAUUUUCUACACCAUCAUCUGCUGCACAUUUUGUUCAAGAGAAGCCUUUUGGCAGUAUGGAGAUCCUCUCUGGUGAUGAGGAAAUGAACUACUGGAAUAAAAUAAAACAGGACCGAGCAGAAAAAUUCUCUCAGAAGAUUAAAGUGAAACAGAGAGGAAGAGACAAAUUACUGAAACGUGUCGAGAGAGAACUAGGAAAACACAUCAGAUUUGAUGAAUAGUUAUUACCGUUGUUGAUCAAAACUGAAGCGUUGUGUGUAUCUAAGGAAAACAAAUCAUGAUCCAUAUUUGUACAUUCAUCAUUGUAAUUCAUGAGAGAAGAUAAAAUUUUACCAAUACAAUAA
This is a messenger RNA of Schistocerca serialis cubense, 1980 nucleotides long. RefSeq names its product la-related protein 7 (gene Larp7). Gene Ontology annotation, biological process: RNA processing. The record is from RefSeq and is a predicted model, not a curated record. Gene Ontology annotation, cellular component: nucleus. NCBI's taxonomy places the organism in Eukaryota, Metazoa, Arthropoda, Insecta, Orthoptera, Acrididae. The coding region runs from base 94 to 1857 and encodes 587 amino acids. The transcript has 9 exons. Gene Ontology annotation, molecular function: mRNA binding.